UUAAAAAAAUAUCCUCGUACUAAUACUUUAUGGUAUAUUCUAUCAACAGAAUUAUAUAUAUUUCUUCAAUCCAUCGACUGAGAAAAAAAAAGACAUCGUCCCCGUCUCCAGUAAACCGUCGUGCUACCACCGCGCACGGCGGCAGAGAGGCACCGAGACUCGCGGUUGCCCACACAAAUCCGGCCGUUAUAGAUGUUCGGGCCGGAAAUGUGACGACCGCGAGCAGCGCUCGUGAGAAGCAACACAAGUUAACGAAGCUGUUGCUGAGUGUGAAUAUUCAGAACAGUUUGGGACCGGUGCAUGUGGUGAUAUCGCCGGAGAAGGAGAUUUACGUGAAGGAGAAGCGGCGGCCAUUGUUGAUUACUAGUGAUCCUCGGUGUUACGAGCUUCACUACUCCCAGUUUAGUUUGGAGAGUUUGAAGACAGGAGAAAGUGGUGAAUUUGGGAUCUCGAACUUUCUUUCUUUGUCCAAAACCAAGCACUGCUGUCAAAGCAAAGGCAACACCAAGAUCUCCACUUCGGUUAACAAAGCUCAUGGAUUGAUUUCGUUCUAUAACUUUUUCAUGUUCUAGUAUAGUUUUUUUUUUUGUUUUUUUCAUUUGAAUGUGUCACCUUUUCUAUUAUUAUAUUGUCGAAAUUGAAUGUGCUAAAAUAUCUUGGGCGGAGAUAAAUUAAA
This is a messenger RNA of Nicotiana attenuata, 676 nucleotides long. RefSeq lists its product as uncharacterized. The transcript has 2 exons. Lineage: Eukaryota; Viridiplantae; Streptophyta; Magnoliopsida; Solanales; Solanaceae. Bases 30 to 572 code for a protein of 180 amino acids. The record is from RefSeq and is a predicted model, not a curated record.